AUGCAGAUCCCUUUUGUCGGCUUUCAACCAGUGCGCACAUCCGAACACAUGCCAGCAUUUGGCGUCUUCGGUCUUCUUCAGAUUGUUGCUGCAAUGCAGUACGCCCGUCAACGUGUAUCUCGUCAGCAGUUUAUGACCCUGUUCGUUGGUGGAUUAACUGCAGUUGGUUGCCUAGCAUUCGUCGUCUACUUCGCUUUGGUCUGGGGAGAUUCAUAUCCCAAUCAUUGCGUCAGUCUCGGAACAUCAACCCACAACCUGGGUAUCAUUUUUUCUUUUGAUCUACAUAUCACAGCGGCUGUAUUCCCAGUCGGAGUGUGGUACUGUGUGAAGAAUGUUAAUGAUGAGCGUGUCUUCAUUAUCCUUUACGCGGUGUCUGCCGUGUAUUUUGCCGGUGUGAUGGUUCGUCUCAUGUUAACCCUCACUCCAGCUGUGUGUGUAUUGUCAGGGAUCGCCUUCUCGUACACAUUCGAAAAAUAUCUACGUGAUGAUGAAAAGUCGUCGGCGAAAUCCGAUUCGGAUCGUCAGAUGUACGACAAAGUCACCAAGAAAGGAAAGGUACAGCAGGAUGUGCAUGUUGUGGGUGUAAGUGUCGUCGUGUGUAUCGUCAUUGUUCAGCAUGGUGUUCUUUCUAUGUUUCUGUGUGUUAUUUUUGGGAAUAUAAGA
This is a messenger RNA of Cooperia oncophora, 663 nucleotides long. The record is from the annotation of a GenBank genome assembly. Lineage: Eukaryota; Metazoa; Nematoda; Chromadorea; Rhabditida; Trichostrongylidae.